Molecule: messenger RNA, 1546 nt
Organism: Xiphophorus maculatus (southern platyfish)
Lineage: Eukaryota; Metazoa; Chordata; Actinopteri; Cyprinodontiformes; Poeciliidae
Product: high affinity immunoglobulin gamma Fc receptor I-like
Exons: 8
Coding region: 98-937 (279 amino acids)
Biological process (GO): cell surface receptor signaling pathway
Molecular function (GO): transmembrane signaling receptor activity
Source: RefSeq, a predicted model, not a curated record
UGGUCGAUUAAAAGACGACGUAGAGAUCCAGGAAGAGGAAGAGGAUGUUUUCAGUGAGUGUCAAACUGCUGCUGGUCUCAUUGGAUCCAGCUGCAGAAUGGAGGGAACAUCUGUCCUCAGGCUGCUGGCUCUGAUCUCUCUGCUGAGCCGCUCAACAAACCAAGUUCGUCUGACUGUGAGUCCCAGCAGAUCUCAGUUCUUUGAAUAUGAAUCUGUGACUCUGAUCUGUGAGGAUGAAAACGGAUCUGAUGGAUGGACUGUGAGGAGAAACACAAGCAAAGACACCAGAGAUGAGUGUGAGGACUGGGGUCAACCAGCGAACUCUUCAUGUACGUUAACUGGUCUCCUCCCAUGGGACACUGGUCUGUACUGGUGUGAGUCCAUGUCUGGAUCCUCCAGCAGCAGCAGCAGCAUCCAGCUCUCUGUCUCUGGUGGAUCAGUGAUCCUGCAGAGUCCUGUCCUCCCUGUGAUGGAGGGAGAUGACGUCACUCUGAGCUGCAGAGCAAAGAAUCCAACCCACAACCUCCCAGCUGCUUUCUAUAAAGAUGGCUCCUUCAUUGGUGAUGGACCAUCAGGUCACAUGACCCUCCUCCAUGUUUCCAGCUCUGAUGAAGGCCUCUAUAAAUGUAACAUCAGCCGUCAUGGAGAGUCUCCAUCCAGCAGGAUCUCUGUCAAAGAAAAAUCCUCGCCUACUGCACCUACGUUUUUAUUUGCCCUCCUGCCUGCUGUGCUUGCCGUUGUUGUGGUUUUACUGGUAUUGCUGGGAGGACUGGUGAGGAGACACUCAAACAGGAAACCUGAGAAAGUUGGAGAGGAGGAUAUCAGAUACGGUGACAUUCGCAUAUUGCCUCAUCAACACAGGAGCAAUACACCAAACAAUGAGAGCCAUCCAGACGCCGUCUAUUCAGCAGUGAGGACAGAAGAUGCCAACUAUUGACAUCAUCAAACACAAAAAGGACAAGACAAGAAGCAGAGUGGCUAAUCAAAUUGACUCCACCUGGAAGUGGGUGCUGCCCUGCUUGUCCUGUGUCACAUCCUGAGGCCUACCGUGAUUGGGUCAUCAAUUGCCGGCUCCACCAAUCACUGUUGAGGCCUCCCUUUAAGAACCAAGGACAUCCUGGGAGAAGGGGCGGCUGUUUCUUUGUUUAGACAGCUUGCCACUUUGUUAGGGGGUUUGACUGCUGUAAACUUGUUUUGAUAGCUCUGACAACCUUUGUUAGCUUGGAUAGCUUGUGUCACUCACUUUGUCCCUGUGUGGGAUCUUUGAUUCUCUGUUAGAGAUUUGUAGUUUGUUUGUGUACCCUGUUCUGAAAGUCUAUUUUUGUUUGGUUAAGUUCUUUGAUUUACAAUUGAUUGUUUUGGGGUUUUGUUUUGUUUAGUACCCUUUUGUUAGUCUCUACAUUUUGACUAUUGUUAAUUUUUACCCCCUUUAUUUUUGUUGAACCCUAACAAUAAAACCUCUAAACUGUUAAACCUUACCACCUAGGUUUCUUUAAUGUUACUUCCCUUUCCCCUGGCCGAGCCGGGUCGUAACAGCCUAUAAAAC